This is a messenger RNA of Macrosteles quadrilineatus (aster leafhopper), 627 nucleotides long. RefSeq lists its product as uncharacterized. The transcript has a single exon. NCBI's taxonomy places the organism in Eukaryota, Metazoa, Arthropoda, Insecta, Hemiptera, Cicadellidae. The record is from RefSeq and is a predicted model, not a curated record. The coding region runs from base 1 to 627 and encodes 208 amino acids.
AUGGUAGUCGAAGCUCAACCUGCUCUCGUCCUUGAAAAGUUGACAGUUGAUGUUCCUCGUUCAUCCAUUGCAUCUAAAGUCACUCAACUCACUCAACAGUAUAACCUGGCUGAUCCUUCCUUUCACAUACAGAGUCGUAUUGAUCUCAUCAUUGGAAAUGCAAUUUUCCCUCAACUUCUCACUCAAAACCAAUUUUCACUUGGGCCUAACUUACCUACUGCUUUAGGAACUCGAUUCGGUUUUGUACUUAUGGGUACCGCUCCUUGCUCCCUCACAAACCCGGUGAUUACCAAUAACACACCUGCCACUUCACUCAAUGUUUGUUUACUGUCAAAAAGUGACGUCGAUUUACACGCUUCCUUACAACGCUUUUGGGUGCAAGAAGAACCCCCUACAUCACCCAGUCUAACUCAUGAAGAGGCACUGUGUGACCAACACUUCAGAAAAACUGUUACUCGUGAUGAAAAUGGACGUUACAUUGUUCGUUUGCCUUUCAAAGACUCUUCAGAUCAUUUUCUAGGUGAUUCCAAGCCAGCUGCUGAAACACGUUUGUAUGCUAUGGACCGGAAGUUUCGUUCAAAUGAUCAGUUUUCACAACUCUAUCAUGACUCUAUAAAUGUAACCUAA